Messenger RNA from Cylicocyclus nassatus, 465 nucleotides. NCBI's taxonomy places the organism in Eukaryota, Metazoa, Nematoda, Chromadorea, Rhabditida, Strongylidae. The record is from the annotation of a GenBank genome assembly.
AUGCAACGUGCUGGUCGUGCUGGUCGUAAUAAGCCUGAAAAGUGUUUGCAAUUAUUUACGGAGAAAGCUUAUCAAGAAGAGAUGCAAGAGCAGACGUACCCGGAGAUACUUCGUUCAAAUCUAGGGUGGGUGGUUUUGCAGCUCAAGAAGCUAGGCAUUAAAAAUCUCGUGCAUUUUGACUUCACGGAUCCUCCAGCUUCAGAAACCCCCAUGAGAGCUCUAGAACUACUCGAUUAUCUUGCCGCUAUAAACGAUGAUGGUGAACUAAAAGUAAGGAACCAAGAUGCCGAGCUCGAAUAUCAGCUUCUGCUGGCCCGCAUAGACUUCUCAUGGGAAUCACCAUUAAAGAAUGCGCAAAGAUUAAUCAACUUUACUCCUUUGAAGAAGAAAGGUCAAGCACUCAUGGAAUUGGCGCAGGUAUACAGCACUGCUAAUUUGCCUGCGAGUAAUAAGCAUCCAUCCUAG